GCGUCAGUUGUGCAUGUGGGUGUUGGCAUGGAAUCCAAGUGAUAAUUUUAGGACAAAUCUGGGAAGCAGUGUAAUGUUAGUAGGUAAUAUAAAUGACAGGAGAUAUUGAUAUGAGUGGUCCGUGGAGGGUUGAAGGCGGAUGAACUUCACUACCCGCUUACCCCGCUUCAAGUGCAUGCACUUUGGGCGUCCAAUGAAAAAAGGACAAUGUGACGUAUGACGGCCGGCCGGGAACGUGGGUGUUGUGGACACUCACUCAGAGGCCUAUCCCGGAGCCUUGGGCAAAGUGGGAAUAAGUUUGAAAGUUGCAAGCACGUUAGGAUUUGCGGUGAAGCGUGUCGUAAUAACACCUACAAACUACCAGGAUCUGAUCAUUUGACACGAUGAUCCUAAAGCAGAUCCGGGAGUAGUACCUUUAUAUACCCUGGUCACAGCUGCAGAGGAAUCUCAGACUUGAGAUAGCAAUGUCUGCGAUGCACUUUCUCCACUACUGCCUGAUAGUGUUGCUCUGCUCUCUCAGCGUCGCCCUGUGCUGGCCCUUCAAACAUAGGACUGGACAGAAGAAACUCAGAAUGUAUGAAAGAGAUCCUGACUUUAUAGGCAGUACGACAAACCUUUUAGUGAAACUUCAGCCACAUAAUCCAAGUCGGAGAAAGCAAGGACCAUUCAAACGCAAUUACCAUGAUGUCUUCUCACAACCUCAAACACCUAUACCAAGCCACUCUUCUUGUCACCACACCUCGUCUUACACAUCCAUGUUCGACAACACAGGACCUAUAGAAGUAUUUCGACCUAGAAAGUCUCCAUGCGAGCAAGAGGAUGGUACGAAGUUAAUACAAUGCAAAUCCAACAAGUCCCAGUGUAUUCAUGAAUACAUGAUCUGUGACGACCACAAGAACUGCGACGGUGGAGAGGAUGAAGACCCGGGAUCGUGCUUGCUGAGGGUCUGGAUUCUCAAAUGGAUGAAGAGGAUUGAAAAGUCUAUAAAACAAUAAUAGCGAUUCCUAUUGCUACACAAUGCUCUCCUCACUAACCCAUACCCUCCAAGGCUUCGACAUGGGUUGAUUAAAUAUGCAUAUUUUAUUUGCUGACGUUUUUAACUAUAUGCAACCUUCUGCUCAGUGAACUCCAAAACCAGUGAGCCAAGUCUUCUGUGUGAGACUCAGUCAAGACAUAUCACUAUAGCUUUCCCGUGAGGAUCGCCUGAAAAUGUUGGAAGAUACAGCAGCUCGAAGCCCACGUGUCGUCAUGCAUUGCUUUGGACGCAUCAAUGACGGGGACGUCAACAACUUGAGCAGUGACGGAACGACAGCAACAUCAAGUAGCAGCUGCAGCAGUGAGCAACAGUCGAAGCGAUGGCGCAAAUACGAUAAUCAAGACUUCGGCCUUUUGAACGCUUCUCCAAUGUGCAUUCUGUUUUCGAAAAAGCGUUCAUUCCAAUGUCGUAUUGUGUCAUGCAUCAUUUCAGUGACUUGACUUGACACUUUACAUAUCAAUGAGCAAGAUAUCUGAUGAUGUAAACACGCAUUCCUGUGCUAUUUACAAAGGGUUAGGAACAUUACGGCAAGUGUUGUGUUCGCCCUUGCAUAGGGAUGCACAACAUUAGGUGGUAUAGUUGUUACUACGGUACACAACACACGCCGUUACCUGUAACGAUGAAGCUAUGAAAUAGUGUUCCAAGUAGCCAGCCGACCAAUGGAAUCUCAAGGGGUUCACAUCCGUCACACGGUGUAUCCAGGUGUAUCUACCAAAGUAUUCUUUUUACCUUUAUAUUUAUAUUGCAUCGUCAUGCAUAAUGCAUCGUAAUCUAUUGUGGUACCGAAAGUAAACUAUCGAGUCGUGAAAUUGCUGUAACGAUUUAGUUACCAUGUAACCUAUGUACAGUGAAAGAUCAUUUAGUAUGGAUGAUGUACAAUGUACCUCUGGAAAAUAUUGUUUGAUCGGCAUUCUAGAAGUUGGUGAGUCAACAAAAUCUGGAAAAUAUGUUUAAUAAAAGCGAAAAACAUUGUCAUAGCCACAAGAAAUAUCUGCUGGAAGCAGACUCGAAUAUAUUAUACAGACUGUUAUCGUAUUGUGUAUUCAUUUUCUGACGAAAACAUUUAUUUUGGUUUUCAAAGUGACAUCCUCAUCAGAGUCAAUCGAUUUAUGUAAUGACAUAUUUUAUUUGACAACAGUUAUGUGAAUUCCAUUUAAACUAUGAAAUAGUGUUCCCAGACGAAUCAGGAGGUACCUGCAGUGUCAUGUGUGUCUAUCAAGUGUUAUUGGUAUUAAAGAAAAACACCGUCUAGACAUUUAAAAAACACAUCAUGACAACAUGCUAAAACAAACUUAACUUUAAUCCAUGUGUAAUUACAGUAUUUAACAAAGAAGAAAAGAAAAUACGUAAAUAUGUAUUUUACAUUUCCUAGUACAUGUGUUGCAUUGGAUGUACAACACAUCUACAAUGUGGCGAAGGUACAACGUGUACAGCUACCCGCUUGUCGCCGUCAAGGCCUCAUAUACUAAUUCGUGUUGUAAAAGUUAUUGUGUGGUGUUCGCCGGAUUAUUCAUCAUAAUAAUGCAAUCUUUGCUUGUUUUUUCGGAUCUUAUUUGAACAAACUGUGCAAUAUAUUGUUAUUAGCCUAUAGUGUUUGAAAUGUUUUCAACAUGUUUCAAGAAGUUAUUAAUACGAGAUUAUUUAAGAUUAUUUUGUUUAGACUUUGUUCUGAAUAAAGUUAUUUUGAUUACUAA
This is a messenger RNA of Haliotis rubra (blacklip abalone), 2730 nucleotides long. RefSeq lists its product as uncharacterized. Gene Ontology annotation, molecular function: protein binding. Lineage: Eukaryota; Metazoa; Mollusca; Gastropoda; Lepetellida; Haliotidae. The record is from RefSeq and is a predicted model, not a curated record. Bases 465 to 995 code for a protein of 176 amino acids. The transcript is spliced from 5 exons.